AUGGAUUCUCGUCCAUCAUUUAGUAGUGGUCUUACCCAAUUAGCUCCACAAAUAGAAAAACGUGUUACUCUUGAUUCUGAUUCGGUAAAUCUGGGUGAUACUAACAAAGUGCCUGUAGAGAUCCCUGUGGAGAUGGCAGCCAGGACAGUAUGUGAUGUGGCAGUCCCACUCACAGUAAAUAUCACUUCCAGAAUUCAGAAACUGUCAUCUGGAGGAAGAUUUGAACUGAAACAGAACAUGGUGCGGUUGUUGCACUCUAAUCGGCAGUUUACAGAUUUGUCUCAUGAAGAUCCUCGAGUUCAUAUCCAAAACUUCUUAGAGAUUAGCGACACUUAUAGGCCUAAUGGGGGUGGAGGUAAUCAGAACUAUGGAAAUACCUACAACCCAAACUGGAGAAACCAUCUGAACUUCUCAUGGGGUGGAAAUCCGCAAAAUCAACAUCAAGUGCAGACACAAUUCAGACCACAACAAAGCAGGCAGCAGUACAACAAUCAACGCCAAAAUCCAUAUAGACCAAAAAGAGGAAGCCAGUACUAUAACCAGCAUGACAAUCGUAACCAACAAUCAAGUAGUGCAGGAAACAUGAGUAUGGAAGAUAUGCUCAAAAAACUCAUGAAUGAUCAAGGUAAGCUAGCUGCAGAUGUUCGUCAAUAUCAAAUCACUACUCAAAAUUUAAAGAAACAGGUGGGACAACUAGUAAGUGCUCAAAAUUCGCGCUCGCAAGAUGGUUUACCAGGUAACACUGAUCCAAACCUUAAACAAGCAAAUGAUGGCAUUCCAAAAUAUGCCAAAUUUGUCAAAUAUAUUGUGGCCAACAAGAGCAAGUUAGCUGAAUUCAAAACAGUGGCACUCACUGAAGAGUGUAGUUCAAGAAUCUUGAACGAAGUUAAGCUUCCAUCUAAACAAAAAGAUCCAGGUAGUUUCAUAGUAAAAGUAACUAUUGGUAAGUACAGUAAUGCAAGAGGUCUCUGUGAUCUAGGUGCUAGUAUAAACUUGAUGCCUAGAUCGAUACUUAAGAAAUUAGGUCUGGGAGAACUUAAAGCAACCACCAUUUUGUUACAGUUAGCUGAUCGUUCUAUAGCUAGACCUGAUGGUAUCAUUGAAGAUGUGUUAGUUCAAGUGGAAUCCCUUAUCUUUCCUGUUAAUUUUAUUGUAUUAGAUUUUGAGCCUGACCCCGAUGUUCCUUUUAUCUUGGGGCAUCCGUUCUUAGCAAUAGGUGAGGCACUUAUUCAUGUGGAUGCAGGUAGAUUGACUAUGAGAGCAUAUGAAAAAGUGGAGGUGUUCGAUGUAUAUCAGGCACUGAAGUUGCCUGCAGUCUAUGAAGAGUUGUCUGAUAUAACUGUCAUCGAUGAGGAAGUAUCAGCUCAAUGCAUUUUAGCAAAAGAUCCUUUGGAAAGAGUUGUGAUGGGUCAAGAUAUUAAAGAGGAAAUGGAAGCUAAAGAAUUAGCUAGUGUGCUUGAUAUGUCAAAUGUCAGCAUAUGGAAAAAGAAUGUGGAACCUUUGAACAGAGAAUUGGGUCCUUCACCCAAGCCAUCUCUAGAAGAAGCUCCUAACUUGGAGUUGAAGCAAUUGCCAGCAUAUCUCAGAUAUGUUUUUCUUGCAGUGAAUAAUACCUUACAUGUAAUUCUUUCAUCUGUUUAG
Messenger RNA from Solanum dulcamara, 1641 nucleotides. RefSeq lists its product as uncharacterized. Bases 1 to 1641 code for a protein of 546 amino acids. Lineage: Eukaryota; Viridiplantae; Streptophyta; Magnoliopsida; Solanales; Solanaceae. The transcript has 4 exons. The record is from RefSeq and is a predicted model, not a curated record.